Messenger RNA from Lolium rigidum, 522 nucleotides. Its product is annotated as non-classical arabinogalactan protein 31-like. Lineage: Eukaryota; Viridiplantae; Streptophyta; Magnoliopsida; Poales; Poaceae. The transcript has 2 exons. The record is from RefSeq and is a predicted model, not a curated record. The coding region runs from base 4 to 522 and encodes 172 amino acids.
ACCAUGGCUGCUCUGCUAGCCAAGUGCCUCGUGCUUUCCCUCUCCAUCACGCUCCUCUCUCUCCUAUGCGGCGGCGGCGGCGCCUCCGCCAUGGGCCUGCCCCCGCCUCCGGCCACGGUGAACUUCAGCAUCGCGGUGCAGGGCAUGGUGUGGUGCAAGGGAUGCAAGUACAGCGGCUACAACGCCCCCAUGGAUGCCUCCCCGCUCGAAGGCGCGGCGGUGGAGCUGCGGUGCAGCCACGGUCCGCGGCGGACAAAGUUGGUGCCGGGGGUGACAUGGCAGGGCGGCUACUUCCUCAUCGAGUCGUCGCAGCUGACGUCCUUCACCAUCGACGAGUGCAAGGUGUAUGUGACGGCCUCCCAUUCGCCAUUGUGCGACCUACCCGUGCCAGAGAACCCGGGCGCCGGAAAGGGGCUGCCGCUCAAGUUCGAGCGCUUCGACAAGCGUGCCGACGGCCUCCAGGCGAUCUACUCCGCCGGCAACUUCUUCUUCCAGCCCGAGUACCCCAACAAGUGCUACUGA